Messenger RNA from Daldinia vernicosa, 1225 nucleotides. RefSeq lists its product as uncharacterized. The record is from RefSeq and is a predicted model, not a curated record. NCBI's taxonomy places the organism in Eukaryota, Fungi, Ascomycota, Sordariomycetes, Xylariales, Hypoxylaceae. The transcript has 3 exons. Bases 187 to 777 code for a protein of 196 amino acids.
CUUGGGAUCUUGGGUGGUGUCCUGCACUUCGAUCAACAUUCCACUUACACACCUUAUCUUAUACAUCUAAAUAUAACCCACCCAACGUCAUUAUUCCACUUUACAUAUUCAAAAGCCAACCAUUCCAUUCCGUCUACUACUCUUAUAUAUUGAAUAUUGAAACACAUCCCCAACAAAUCUAUCGCGAUGGAUUUCGCUCCCUACCAAUCCUCCCCGCCCGAACACAGCCGACCCUUCUCCCCGCCUCGGUCCAACGCCGCGUCGCCGCGCGCUUCCUUCGAUAAUCGUCGGCCUUUCUCUCCUUCGCAGCAGCAGCAGCAGCGCGGCUUUACGUCCCCGCCGCCUUUACAACAUCCUCAACCUCAACGUUCGUGGCAGUCUUCGCUUCCCGGCGCCGGUGUCGGUAGCGGUUACGCGCCUGAGACCGGGGCGUAUGUCAGCGAGUUCGACACUAGCUUGGGCAUACGGUUGGAUUACGAAGCUUGUCUGGCGUAUCUUGCGCUGCCGCCUCUAGGCGCGAUAAUAUUGCUGAUAGUAGAGCGGAAGAGUGAUUUUGUUAGAUUCCACGCGUGGCAGUCCAGUUUACUAUUCACCGUCGUUUUCAUUGUACACCUAAUCUUCUCGUGGUCAACAUUCCUAAGCUGGGUCAUAUUCCUUGCGGAUCUCGGCCUGAUGGGAUGGCUAGCCCUACGCGCAUAUCGGGAUGCGGACACGUUAGAUCGAUUCGAAGUUCCCAUUUUCGGCCAAAUAGCGAGUCGAAUACUCGACGACGAGUAAAACGCCCGCGUUAAUACGCCUACGGUUAGAAAGAGUGCCGGGACCGAAUUAUUAAGCUGCAAGGCUUUAUUUCGCUGUAUCAUAUCGAUUAUUACUGCGGAUGAUGUACAUAUACCCAAGUGCCCUGAGCUGGCUCUGUUCUAAUACCAACUAAUAUCAUCUGCUUGACUUGGCCUUGACACGAUACUUGUCACGAUACUUGUUAGCGCCUAAAAUUAUCGUAUGUCGAAUACGUAUUCUAGAACUUUAGGGGCUACCCAGUCGUCUUGUAGGUUUAAUUGGCUGACUUGGUAUCAGGAAUAUUGCUAGAAAUUCUAAUAGUCGUUAAUAUGAUACCGAGUCUAAUAACGGGUCAACCCAGUGUCUGUGUUGGAACAAGCCAUUCUCGGUAUUUUCCCAGUCGAGAUCCAUCCUGUCUUGCGUGUCUUGAACUUUACAUAUCAUAAAC